Elaeis guineensis (African oil palm) is the source of this 2954-nucleotide messenger RNA. RefSeq lists its product as uncharacterized. NCBI's taxonomy places the organism in Eukaryota, Viridiplantae, Streptophyta, Magnoliopsida, Arecales, Arecaceae. The record is from RefSeq and is a predicted model, not a curated record. Gene Ontology annotation, biological process: reciprocal meiotic recombination.
AAGUUCCGUACGGUUCCCAAUCCGCCAAGAAAGGAAGCUCUUGGAGGGACGGCACAGCAUAGGCCUAAAUGUUCUCCGAGGAGCAACAGAAUCCAUCGACUUCGAGCAUCAUCCGCCCGGCGCGGCCGUUUGCCUUUUAUUUUCCCUCCAAUCCUUUCCGCCCCAGUUUUCCCCCACCCGUCUCUCUCUCUCUCUUUCUCUCACUCUCACAUUCGUCUUUUCCCCAUUUACAAGCUACUCGAUUCCAGUCGAGCGGCGGAUAUCGCUUCCGAAGGUCACGCUCGAUGGUCCUUGGGGCCGGCGAGGCAACGCGAGGCGGAGAUCCGGAUACAAUCCAGGAAGAUGACCUACUCGGCUUCUCUCAGAGGCAAUUUGCCGACCACCUUAAGUCCCUACUGCUCGUCCCAUCAUUAUCAUCUGACCCUCAACCAGAAGCAGAGAUUUCUAGUUUCUCUUAAAGCUCAGAAGAAGAUUAACUGCAGACCACUUAUAAUCAGAUCGGCAUUAAAGAAGCUACAGUCAGAUGUUAGUAAUGGUGACAAUGGAGCAACAGAACCUGCAAGGGUUCUUCUUGAGAGACUGUUUACAAAGACCCAGAAACUGGAAGAGAUGGUGAAUAGAGAUUCCAGUCUUUCUGAUGAUGCUGAACUGAACAUGAACCUCGAAAUCUUGGAAUCGGACCUUCAAGCUGCAUUGUCAGUCCUGAGGAAGAAGGAAGAAGAUCUUCAGGAUGCUGAGAGGAGAGUAUUAGUUGAGCAAACCAAAUUAAACCUGACAAAACAGGACUUAGAGAGACAAGAGGAAGAGAUUACUACUGCAUUUGAUAAGCAACUACAAAUGGAAGAAGACCUGAAGAAGGCUAACAGUGACCUAGCUUCUCAAGCCAGUCAGAUUGGAGAUCUAAAACUGUUGGUUGAGGAACAAGGGGUGAAAAUUGCCAGUUUACAAGUUUCACUUUCUCAGAAGGAAGAUUUAUUGGAAAAACUUGAAAAGGAAUUGAUGAUGAAAAAUGAGGAGGCAAGAACUCUAAGUUCAGCAAUUAGCUCCAAAGAACAGCUCUUAUACGAAUCCAAUGAAGUCAUCAGGCAGCAAGAAACAAAAAUUGAAGAGCUUCAACAAGACAUUAAAGAAAAAGAACAUGAUUUAGCUGAGUCACUUAACAUGACGAAAGCUGAAGAAGAGAGGAUAAAAGUUUUGGAGGCAACCCUUGAAAAGCAGACGGUUGAAUGGCUACAAGCACAAAAAGAAUUGAAGGAACUGACAGAGCAAGCUUCUCAGAGCAUUGAUGAUAUGAAGGAGUCUUUUGAGGAUUUCCAAAGAGUUAGAUCACUUCUCGCUGCUGUAAGACUUGAAUUGAUAUCUUCACAAGAAUUUCUUGCUUCCUCUCGCAGAAAAAUGGAGGAUCAAGCGUAUCAGUUUGAGAAACUAGUGGCAGAAAUAAAUGAACAGAAAUCUGUAGUGAUGUCAUACUCCGAGAAUUUGAAAGUUGCUCAAAUCGAUGUUGAGAACAAGAGAUCUGAGUUAACAGCUGCACAUGCUCAGUGCAAGGAACUGGAAACACAAUUGUCAGUAGAGAAAGAAAAUAUAGACUGCUUGCAACAGGAGUUGAGCAGAGAAAGAGCUUCCUUGGAACAAAAAACCCAAAAGGUAGCCUUGCUCCAAAAUGAGCUCCGAGACAAAGAAUUGGCAUAUAGUGAUACUCAAAAUCUUCUUCAGGUGAAAGAGUCUGAACUGGUGGAGGCCAGCCUUCAAAUCCAACAUUUGAAAUCUGAGAAGGCUUCUGUUCAGCUCAUCUUGCAAGAAAAAGAUAAUGAUUAUUUCAAUGCUCAGAAGAAGUUAGCUGAGGUUAAUCAUGAUAUUGCAGAGUUGAAAAAGUUAAUAAACAGCAAAGAACAGCAGCUAAUCCAAACCACAACAAGAUUACAGGAGAAGGAAGAGAAAAUUCAAAUAAUGCAACAUGAAUUAGAUAACACAAAGCUCAAGUACUCAGAAGCUACAUCAAUUGUACAACGAAUAGCCCAACUCACAAAUAAGCUGGUUAUUUCUGUGAAAGAUGAAGAGAGCUGCAUUCCCACUCCUGUGGAUGAGGGAGGUCUGCUUGGUGAUGUGGGGCAUGAUCCUAGUUUCAGGAAGCAGAAACAGCUUGAGACCGAGCUUGAGAUGGUGAAGGAAUCACUGAGACAAAAGGAGAUGAACUUCCUUGCUUCUCAGAAGGCUUUGACUAGUAAGGAGGAAGAGCUCAGAGCAGUUCUGAAAAGGUCAGAUAUGCUGGAAAAAGAACUAACGACAAUGAAAGAAGGGUUAUGGGGAGAUGCUGAUGGGCUAAUGAAACUUUAUAGCCUUGCCCAGGAGAGAAUUGGGGGCAGAAGUAUGGGGGGCUUGGCAAUUGAAAGGCUUGAGCUUGAGGUUGCCCAGCUGGAAGCUGAAGCUGCAGCCACUGCUCUCCAGAAGCUUGCAGAUAUAACCUGUCAGCUCUUGAAAGACACUGACCCAAGUAUGGACAUGGGCACUGUUAUACUGCCAGCAGAAGGUGUGGAGAUUGGUGGUGGUUCUGGUACAUACCCAUAUGGAAGAAUUAACAGUCUUGAGGAGGCUGAGAGGGAGGUUGCCCAUCUUUUUGCUUUGACAGAGCAACUUGUGAACGAGGCUGGAAUUAGCAUCGCUGAACAGCAGCAUUGCACAGACAACUGAUCCAUAAAUCUAAUUGAUUGCCUUGUUUAGCAAGAUGACUCCAAUUUUUCUGACUUCCCAACCGAUUAUAAAAAUCUGCAUCCAAUAACCCUUGUUUAAAAAAAAAAAAUACAUCAUAGGUCAAAAGUUUCAGCUGGUUUAGAACAUUUCAUAGGUCCUAUCAUACUUUCUUCUUUGAUACACCCUGUAAAUUUUUGAAAUGUAAGACUUAAAAAUGAACAAAGAAUUUCUGAGACAAAGUACUCCAGGUUGGAUUUUGGAUA